CACGCAUGAUAUUUGUACGUGUUCCAGGAUCCCAAGAUGUAUGUGAGCACAAUUCUGGAUGUGCACAAGAAAUACAAUGCCCUCGUCCUGUCUGCCUUCAACAAUGACGCCGGGUUUGUCGCGGCCCUAGACAAGGCUUGUGGUAAAUUCAUUAACAACAAUGCGGUGACGAAGAUGGCCAAUUUGUCCAGCAAGUCACCGGAGUUGUUGGCACGAUACUGUGAUAUUCUUCUGAAGAAGAGUUCGAAGAAUCCAGAAGAAGCAGAAUUGGAAGAUACAUUAAAUCAAGUGAUGAUCGUGUUUAAGUACAUCGAAGACAAAGACGUGUUCCAGAAGUUUUACAGCAAGAUGCUUGCCAAGCGGCUGGUGCAGCAUAUGUCAGCCAGCGACGAUGCCGAAGCCAGCAUGAUCUCCAAACUGAAGCAAGCCUGUGGUUUUGAGUACACAUCCAAGUUACAGAAAAUGUUCCAAGACGUUGGGGUCAGCAAGAUACUGAAUGAGAAUUUCCGAAAGCACCUCGACAAUGGGAGCGAGUCGUUAGACUCUGGAGAGGAGUGUGCAACGAUUCACAGUGUUCUAUAACCAGCAGCACAACGGGCGCAAGUUGAACUGGCUCUACCAGAUGUCCAAGGGCGAGCUCGUCACCAACUGUUUCAAGAACAGAUAUACCCUGCAGGCAUCGACGUUUCAGAUGGCCAUUCUACUGCAGUACAACCACGUUGACUCGUUUACCACCCAGCAACUGCAGGAAACGACGCAGAUAAAAUUGGACAUGCUCGUACAGGUCCUUGGCAUUCUGCUGAAGUCGAAACUGCUAAUCUGUGAUGACAAUCAGGAUGAAGAGACAGAGCUUCAGCCUUCCUCGAACAUCUCGCUGUACACAGCGUACAAGAA
Messenger RNA from Priapulus caudatus, 894 nucleotides. Its product is annotated as cullin-1-like. The record is from RefSeq and is a predicted model, not a curated record. Gene Ontology annotation, biological process: protein ubiquitination; SCF-dependent proteasomal ubiquitin-dependent protein catabolic process. Lineage: Eukaryota; Metazoa; Priapulida; Priapulimorpha; Priapulimorphida; Priapulidae. Gene Ontology annotation, cellular component: SCF ubiquitin ligase complex. Gene Ontology annotation, molecular function: ubiquitin protein ligase binding.